AUGAAACAGAAGUUUUCUGGAACAUCAUCAGCGGGUUUUAGGAAGCAGGUAUGGUGGGGUUUUCAUUCUUGGUCAUUGGUGGAUGAAGAUACAUAUAUACAGUUGGACAUCGAUCUCAUCAUGGGUGCAAUCAUGGAGCUUUCUUUGGAGUUAAUAGAAAUGAGUCUCCUUAUCAUGGAGGUUGUCUCGGAUGUUCGAGACAUUAGGGAAGGUUGUCCCUACUGCGGUACAGCUUUGAAGUGA
Molecule: messenger RNA, 243 nt
Organism: Dovyalis caffra
Lineage: Eukaryota; Viridiplantae; Streptophyta; Magnoliopsida; Malpighiales; Salicaceae
Source: the annotation of a GenBank genome assembly